AAACCUCAAACAAAAGAUGGAAGAGCAUUUCCUAAAGGCCUUCGACAUCUACGGUAUCAUCCGAUGGAGGAGGUCUCAGAUGUGUGUCAAGUUCUGUUGGAUAAACACUUUAGUUGAGGAGUCUGAGACAAGUGAGUCAUUUCAUUACUUAAUGAUCUUACCUCUGAUAAAGCUAUACAACGUUAGUUCUGAAGGCGGCAAUGUCUGAGUGCAAAGAAUUUUUCUUUAAAACAAAAACAAAGCACAUGACCCAAGCCAGAUAGAAAAAAAGUUAAAAUAAAAUAUGAAUAUAACAUUUCAUUUUUUAUCUGUGUCUGACUUGUUUUUAUUCCUCAUUUCACUAAUAUUCUAAACGCUCACUUAUAUAAUUUUCAUUGCUUUUGGGUGUUCUGAAAACAUAGCCAAAUCAUUUGUUACUCCAUUGACUGGGUACAAUUUCCCAAUGUUUCAUUAAUCCCUGUGUGUUAGUAGUGCAUCUCACAGUAUUUUCCACACUACUAUUUAAGAAACUAUCAGUUUUUUGGUCUUGACAUUAUAAAAUUUAAUAUUAACCCUUCUUGUAGUCACAUGUAAUGGAAUACCUAGGAGGGUGCAGAUGGCGGGACACUUCGAAAUUUGUCCAAAUUUAACUCUCUAUGUGUGAAUACAGUGCACUCUUUUUUUGUUUGAAUUUCGACCCAGGUGUCAUUUAGUCCAGGUACACCUCAUUAAAUAUUACUUGACUAGGGGUUAAUUUAGUGCAGUUUUUUUUGCACCGGGUCUAGAUAUUUUUAGAAAAUACUCGAUGGGUCCAAGUAUUACAAAAAAAGAGUUGACUUCUCAUUUUCUAUAAUAUAUGCCGGCCUUUUAAUAAUAUGUCUACAGACAGUCCUACAAUCUACCUGAAGGCCUUUAAAUAAUAGUCCUACAGACAGUGUCAUACACCAUACUGUUAAGUAUUGAUUAAUAUAAUAGUUGUCUCCCCCUAAAGAAAAAAAUUCUACCUUUUUACCUGAGUUUAGGCAUCAAACAUGAAAGCUAGCUGGUGGCUUGACAACACUUUUUUAGUACUCAGUACUAUUAAUAUAAAACAUGGGGAGUGGAGGUGGGGUGGGCAGGUUUAAAAGGGAAGCAGGAUGAACCAGAAGCAAAAUAAAUAAAAGAGGUUCAGUCCUUUUGCACCAAAUUUAAUUUCUUAAUCUUUCUGAAAGAUCCACAGACUCAUGAUAAAAUUAUCAUUACCAACUGUUAGACAGCAAAAAAAUCACUUAAUUUUCUUCCAAAAGAAGCUAUAUGGGGUGUAUUAAUGUGAUCACAAAAUAAUUCAAUAUUUUCUAUUAACCAAUCAGAUGACUAUUACAAUCUGGAAAAGAAUGAAAUCUUCAACUGCAUGUUCCUGUUACAUUCAUGCUAAAAUUGCAUUCAGUUUUCAUGCAGUUUUCAAAUUAUUAACAUGGUGCUGCGAAGUUUUUCAUUUUAUAUAUACAUGUAAAACCUUUUGUUUUUAAUAACUUAAAAUUUUUUAAAAACUGAUUUCAGAAACAUUAAGUAAUCCGACUAAGAAGAAAAUUGUUCGCACAGUAUUUUUUCAUCUCUGUGACCUACUCCCCUCGUUACUAUCCAUGGCUAAUGGUGACUUUGACGAUGAAGAUAACAACGAUAUAUACAGCACUAAUUUUUCAUCAGUCAAACAACUUCAUGCUGUGCUUAAUGGUGCAUUCAGCAGUUAUCUCAGAAUGUAAGUUUUUUUUUUUGUUUAACUAAAUAAAGUUGUUGCCAUAGAUUUUCAAACUAGGGCAAAUUACACGGAAAAAGACAAAUGGACACAGAAAAUAUAAACAUCAUGGUCUUGAAGCUUCUCAGAGAAAAGUUAAUUAAUUUUUCAGUAUGGAUGAGACAUACAGGAAAAAUGAAAAGUAUUGAAUAUGUUUUUUCCUAUUCAACUGUAAUUUUCCCUUAAAAAUUUUCUAUUUUUUUUACAUAAUCUAUAAUAAUAAAGCCAAAAGAUAGGAGAUUUCCUUGUGAAAAAUUUUUCUCCAGAAGUAUAUAAUUAUGUCAUUGUAUUCCAUCGUUCAGGGAUAUUUGUAACAGUGGCAUCAAACAGUUGUAUGAACGUAGCCUCCGGCUGAGCAACCUAACAAAAUUGGAAGAUCUGCAGCCACCACUUGCCAGCAUUCUUACAGAUUUAAAGUCAGUUUUAUCCACUGAGUCUGUCCACUGAUGAGAGUCAAGAUAGAACAAUCUGAGUGGGGUUAAGACUUUCUUACCAUGCCUUCCAAAGACCUUUGGAAAAUGUUGCUGCCUUAACUGUGAAAAAGAAAAGAACUCAUUUGUAAUAGAGUGAAUGAACCCUUCCUUUUUAUCUCUGAAUGUUCUAGAAAUAGUAUUAUGUGUUUCCAAAGCACUUGCACAUAUAUUCUUAACAAUGAUAUUUGAAAGGAACUUGACAUUCAUGAAAUGUGGUGUCAAGGUCCAUAGGUUCCAGUAUUAAACAGAAACUCGUCCCUCUCCCCCAUAGACAGCGACAAGGCAUGACAGGCAAUUCAGGCUCCUACCAGAAAGAAGCCAGUAUAGGAGCUGCUCAUUCCUGCCCAAGACAAUCAGGGACUGGAACAAUCUUUCAAAAGGAACGGUUGAGGCGACAACACUAGACACAUUUGUGUCUAUUGCCUCAAGCCUUCAAACCCCUAGUGCAUGAUUUCCUCAUCAACACCAGU
Lymnaea stagnalis (great pond snail) is the source of this 2696-nucleotide messenger RNA. The record is from the annotation of a GenBank genome assembly. Lineage: Eukaryota; Metazoa; Mollusca; Gastropoda; Lymnaeidae.